GUGUGUUGACGCGCGGUAUCCCCUGACAACCGUCUGGGGAAAACAGGAAUCUUUUCUCUUCACCUCUGGGCAGACAGACGCGGCCAGCCAUGUCUACCAAGGCUACCACCCCUAACAAGCCUCGGAUGCUGAGGGUAUCUGACGCACGCCGGGAGCUCCAGAGCCUUCUCCUGGGGGCAGAGAUGGCUCACAAGGCUGACAUCCAAACAUACAGCUGUGGCCACCUGAGCCCUUACGCCCUGAGCCAGAACCAGCCCCACCGGAGGAGGACAGAGGAACCAAUCUGGGAGAUGUCUGAGGUCCAGGACAGAGAGAAGGGUGAGGAGGAAGGCCUGAGUCCCUGUCCUUUUACGCAACGCCUCCAGAGACAAACCAAGAUGGCCGCCAACAUCGAGAAGAUGACUGAAGCCAUGUUUGACUUCACUGUCACCAAGGGGCUAAAACCUACAGUCUUGAAGCCUGGGCAGCAUGAGAGCCUUACUGGCACACAGAGAGGAACGAAGGGAGAGGAAGGAGAAGAAAGAGAGAGGAGGAGGAAAACAAGGCUCAAGAUGGUUCUGGACACCUCUGAGCUCUUCCUGGUCAAACCCAGCAUAGCAUCACAGACAAAACCUCCUGGAGGUGUUGAGGGGAACCAGGACAGGUACUGGUUCACUCAGUCUCACCUGGGGGGCCUGACCAAGAAGGACCAGAUGAGGAUGAUGAGACACUUUGACAGACGGGUGCUGAGGAAGCAGGACCUCAGGGACAGGAACUGGAUCAGCGGGAACAAGGCUGCUGAGGUCUACGAGUGGAAGCUAGAGAAGGAGCUGAGGAGGCUGUCAGACCAGAGCUGUCCCAGUAGAGACCGCCUGGGGGUGUUCAGUGACGUCUUCAACAACGUCUGUGAAGGCUCGCCAGUAUUCAGAGACAUCCUCAGGGAAAUCAAGACAGACUACGAUCUGUACCUCAACUCUAUUCUGGACUCCCAGACAUCUCUCGAGGACUUGUCUGAGCUGGCUCUGCUGGGUGGUCUGGCCAUCGUAGGGGCAGAGGAUCUGGAGGAAGCUGGCAACGAGGUGUCCAGGCUGGGAGAGGAGGCGCAGAGGGCCCUGGAGGAGAAUGACAGAGUCAGGAAUCAGUUUCAGAACGUACGUGACAGAGUCGUGGAAACCCCAGAUGAUGAAGGGCUCCAUAAGGAGGUCACCCUGCCAGGGCUGUUGAGGCCAGGUGAAGGGCCGAUCUCCUUUAUAGAUCGUGUCCAGCCUAAGAGACGUCAGGUGUGGAUAAUGUGGGAGGAGGUCCAGCUGCUGCAGAAGGAACUCAAGGAGAAGAUGGUGUCCAUCAUCACCACAGGAGCUACAGAGAGAUGCAUCAGAGACUCUAAGGGAGAGAUCAUGAGACUACUGGCCUCAAAUGAACGCUUCAGAAACACCAACAAGGAUCUGGAAAGCAGCCUCAACAUGAUCCUGAACAGAGUGACAACAAGCGAGGAUGUGAAAGCGGAGGUGUGGGACAAAAUAUGGACCGCCCUGCGACACGAGGACGAUAGAACACAACCUCUCGUAAAUUAGUAGCGUUUUUGGAACAGUACCUCUGUUUGUCCACUAGGGGGUAGUGUUUAACAAGCUGACCUGAAGGCCAUGACUAGAUAUUAUGGACGGGAUGUUUACUCAUUCGCCAAGCUUCACAUCACUUUAAAUCAUUGUUAUUCGAGCUGACAUUAAAAUAUCUCCGAUGGUAACAGAAGUAUGAUGGCAUUUAGUUACAACAGCAAAAACCACACUGUAUGUAGUCCUCACAAGAGUCAAUUGUGCUGUAGUGACAUCAUUGAAAUAUCUUAUUUGACUUAUCAGACUAUUUAAUAGUAUUUUAACAAUAAAGAUAUAAUUAAGGCUGUGGUUAAAUGUGGUGAUGAUUAUAGGAAAUAUGGCUUUGAUGUCAUACAAGCAAACCAUACAACCGCCGAUCCAAAUAAAUAGUGACGUGAUUUGAUUGUUUAUCCUUUUACUAUAUAAUCUGGGUCCAAUCCCUUGGCUGUCCUUUGUCCUACCAGUCCAGACCUGUCCACGUCAUCACACCUAUCAUUACCUGCAGCCUACUGCUCUACACAACACACACAGAUCCAUCUUCUCCACAUAGGCAGUAUUUUGACAUACUGUUCUAUUGCUAAAGGUCCGCUAUCUGAUAUUCUGUCACAAAAGAUUGUAGAUUGUAGACCAGGGCACUCCAGCCCUGUUCCUGGAGAGAAACCCUCCUGUAGGUUUUAACUCCAGCCCUGUUCCUGGAGAGAGACCCUCCUGUAGGUUUUAACUCCA
Oncorhynchus mykiss (rainbow trout) is the source of this 2297-nucleotide messenger RNA. The record is from RefSeq and is a predicted model, not a curated record. Lineage: Eukaryota; Metazoa; Chordata; Actinopteri; Salmoniformes; Salmonidae.